AUGGAGUUUGAAGAGCACAGACAUCAUGUUCCAUUCUCUUUUUGAAUUGUUAACAUAUUAUUGAAUUCUGGAAACUUUGAAAUUGUGGAAUGUUCUUUAGUUGCUCAAGCAACUCCUUGCUGUCAAUGCAUCACCAAUUAAUGUACAUUUAGGCAUUCUUUUACAAGCAAAAGUGGUUUAUUUAUGUAGUUUUGCACAGUAAAAGAUUGAUCUAUUUCGCAAGGUUAACUAACAAUGAGACAGUGGGACCAACAGACAACCUUUAGACUUUAGGUAAAAGAUUAUGAUAUAUUUUCUUGGAUCCAAAGUACGAACGUGAAUGAGGGUGAUUGCUGUGCUUUCAGUAUUACAAGAAGUCUAUCUUGACCAAGUGGAAGAUGAAGUUUGAACACCUACUCUCGGAUAUCAAUGGAUUUGGACGGUUCCAGAUGAUGAUCAUUAUCAUCAGCUUCAUUGCUCGAUUCACCCUGCCAUGUCACUUUAUGCUGGGUAACUUUAUAGCGGCCGUACCCUCUCACCACUGUGAUCUCAGCGCUCUGGAUGAUGAGGGCGUCUUUGGGAAUCUGACCCAGGAGCAGAGACUGACUGUCAGUAUUCCAGUACAGGAAGAUGGGACUCCAAGCUCCUGUAAGAUGUUCCCAGAGUCCCAGUUCCACCUCCUGUCCAACUCUAAUGACAGUGACCUAGCUACAGUCCCCUGCCAGAAUGGAUGGUUAUAUGACAACAGCACCUUCAAAUCCACUCUUGCUACAGAGGUAUGCUUUUCUGUCUCUUUGUCACUAGACUAUACAAGUCGAAAGGUAAUGAUGUAGUCAAUGAAUGUCUCAUUGAAUGAAAGGUCAUGUUGUACUCAUUGAAUGUCAUUCUUCGACCUCUACAGAUGGUUGCAUAUAAAUUAAGUGUUAUUUGUAAGUACAAAUCUCAUUGAAUGCAUCUUUGAAUAUUGUUGCAGUGCUAGCAACUCAAUGAUAGUCUUUCACAAAAGGUAAGUAGAGAGGCCGUUCUCAUUUAUACUGUACCUUGAAUGAGUUGUCUGUUUAUUCUUAUUUCUACCUCUCACAUCAGUGGGACUUGGUGUGUGACCAGAAAGGGCUAAAUAAGGCGACGGCCACCAUCUUCUUCAUGGGCGUGAUGUUCGGAGCAAUGACCUUUGGUAGUCUAAGUGAC
This is a messenger RNA of Coregonus sp. 'balchen', 1167 nucleotides long. The record is from the annotation of a GenBank genome assembly. Lineage: Eukaryota; Metazoa; Chordata; Actinopteri; Salmoniformes; Salmonidae.